Arabidopsis thaliana (thale cress) is the source of this 474-nucleotide messenger RNA. RefSeq lists its product as uncharacterized. The record is from RefSeq and is marked reviewed. The transcript has a single exon. Bases 1 to 474 code for a protein of 157 amino acids. NCBI's taxonomy places the organism in Eukaryota, Viridiplantae, Streptophyta, Magnoliopsida, Brassicales, Brassicaceae.
AUGUUGCAUAGAGUAGAUUGGUUGUCCCCAGAUGCAAGUUUAGUUUUGAAGUUUAAUGGAAUAGUUUUGAUCUCGAAACGUAGGCCAUGUGACGCUGCUCACGCCUCUACUCUUUUAUAUGAACAUAUAACGAGUCUGAACCUUCCCACUAUUACGCUUACUCAUCUAGUCCCAUGUCUUUUGUUGGGCGAUGCAUCUCAACCCUCUUGGAUUUGUUGGAUAAAACCGUUUCGGCUUGCUCGAUCAACCUCCUUCUCAAGCCUUCUUAAACCGAAUAAUCUUGGUCUUUUGAUUAGAAGAUUAUAUGCGCUUUGGACUUGUCAUCUUCUUUGCCGAACGCAUCAAGCUUACUCUUCUAAGGAGAUACCUUCCCUGAAACCUUACUCCUCUAAGGAGAUAUCUUCUCUAAAACUUGAACCUGGGAAAAAGCCUCAACGAAAGCUUAUAUGCGUCGAUCGCACGAGCUUAUUAUGA